AUGGCCAACGUGGUCGGAUUGCUGCUUACAGCGGUUAAUUUUUACUGUCACUUGAUCGGCUUAAGCAACUUUGAAUAUGACUGGCGAACAGGACAAUUUUGGACUUUGUCCAUCACAAAUCUGGCCAUCUUACAGUAUUGCCUGACAGUGCUUUCCGUUCGGGCGAAAUAUAAACGUUUAAGUACGGAGCUACGGCAAAUAAUGAAAGAAUGCGAGGAAUUGAGCUUAGUUACCCAGCGAAAUGGUGUUUUCAUGACCAGAUGUUGCUAUUUGUCGGAUCGGUUGGAAGAAAUGGCUCUACGCCAGGAUCAACUGCAGUCAAUUGUGGUCGAGUUAAAUAAAACAAUUGGGUCCCAGGGGGUACUGGUUUAUAGCGGAUACUACAUAUCAAUGGUGUUCUGCUCGUACCUGACCUACAGUCUUAUUAAAAAUGGCAGGGAGUAUUUCUGUUUGUCGCUUAAACAUGUCAUUCUGUCCUACGCUUGGAAUUUUUUCUACUACUUCGACGCCUUGAUCAACUUUUCUCUAAUACUUUCCUUUUUGGAUGAUCACAAGGAGGUGAUUCGUCUUUUGGAGAAUAGAACAUUGUUUGCUUCUCGAUUGGACAGUCGCCUGGAAGAAUCUCUUGAAAAGUUUCAACUGCAACUGAUCCGAAACCCGUUGAAAUUGACCAUCAUGAAUUUGUUUCCCAUCAGUCGAAAUUGUACAGCUGCAAUGUGUGGAUCUAUUGUGACGCAUACAAUAGUCCUCAUUCAAUACGACUUGGAAAACUUUUAA
This is a messenger RNA of Drosophila ficusphila, 777 nucleotides long. RefSeq names its product putative gustatory receptor 36a. The record is from RefSeq and is a predicted model, not a curated record. The transcript has 3 exons. Lineage: Eukaryota; Metazoa; Arthropoda; Insecta; Diptera; Drosophilidae. Gene Ontology annotation, cellular component: membrane. Gene Ontology annotation, biological process: sensory perception of taste. Bases 1 to 777 code for a protein of 258 amino acids.